GUAAAAAAAAAAAAAAAAGUAUAAAAUUAUUUUAAUAUUCACUCCCUUGCUUAUCCACUUCUCUUCUCUUCUCUUUCUUAGCUUCACCUCUACACUCGACAUCAAUAUACGCGAUACACUAACAAUCACCAUAAGCUUGAACAAAUCCACAUCCAGUCUUUCAAAGUAUAUUAAAUGGCAAUGAAUGUCCUGAGUCCUGUUGCUAGCCCUUCUUUUGAACCAUCAAACACCAUGACCACUACCACUGCUGACGAUAACAACUCCACAAGCCCUGUUGCCACGACCAUGAACGCAAGCCCUCCUGCCAGCACGACUUCUACAGGAUCAGGAGGCCUCCGCAGAAGCAGUACUCUCAAGGCUUACCUUGCCAACAAGAACAAGCUUAAGGAACGCCAAGCCAUCAAUGUUAUCGUUGACCCUACAGUCCUACAGCGGCAAAAGGAGGAAUCUUCAUCCGAAAACGAAGUAACUGGUAGCGCACUUUCCCCUAUUUCUCCAGCGGGUGCUUUUGCUACUGGCACUCCCUUGUCCCCCGUUAGUGGACGGAGGAUCGACGCAGAUUUGGAGGCAUUGGACAAAGAAAAGAAACAGAUCGAAGACCAACUUGCGAUCAUUACUCAACGUCUCCAUCAGAUUUCGCCUCCUUCAUCACCGACGAUUGCUCCCAUCACCACAACUGAUGCCUCAAUCCCUUCAAGCAUCUCGUCACUAUUUGCCUCAUCAUCUAAGGAAGAGCUACAGGAGAACAAGACCAGACUCUGUCAAGAACUGGAUGUCUUGCUUAUGAAACGCCGUGAGCUUCUACAGAGUUGGACCCGAGACUACAAGAGCCUGAAGCGGUCAGGAUCCCUGGCCAAACCUAAAGAGGAUCUCUUCUGGGUUACAACGGCCUAAAAAAGAAAAAAAUAGAAAGAAAAACGACGGGUGUAACGUCAGUGGAUACUUGUUCCAUGCUUCCAUUUCAUGUGCAUGGAAGACGAGCAAGGUGAAUUACACACAUGACGACACAUUAGGAAAUAAGACCAGGGUCCCUUUGUUUUGGUCUAACAGCAAUUACACUCGGUCCAAACACUUUUCUCUUUUUUUCCCUACUUUAUGACAAUUGACAUCAGUGUACCAUAGCAGAAAAAUAAAAAAGAAAGGGAAUAACAGAAAAACAGAAAUUCUCUUUUUUGUUGUGAGUAAAAUAAAAUAAAACAAAACAUUCGUCAUCCUGGUUUUCUCGACAUGCUUUUUUUGAUGCAACACUAAAUAAAAUGACCCACACAAAUUUCGGUUAAGUUUACACCGGGUGUUUACAUGCACAAAUAUCAAAGUCAAUGACGGGAAAAGCCAGGAGAUUUGUCUCUUUUGUUUUCUCCGCCUCUCCAUCU
Lobosporangium transversale is the source of this 1373-nucleotide messenger RNA. RefSeq lists its product as hypothetical. The transcript has a single exon. Bases 175 to 894 code for a protein of 239 amino acids. The record is from RefSeq and is a predicted model, not a curated record. Lineage: Eukaryota; Fungi; Mortierellomycota; Mortierellomycetes; Mortierellales; Mortierellaceae.